CAGCGUCAACCUCAGAGGUGUGGAUUAGGGUUUCGGUUCCAAAUCCAUGGCUUCUUCUUCGAGCUUCAAGCUUGCGCCUGCUUCUCCUUCAGCUCAGAAAUCAUCAAUGGCUGAGAAAGCGCUAGCGCUGCUUCGAAGCAGGCUACGGGAUCAGAGCUUCGCUCAUGGUGUCUUCAAAUCUUCUCCGGAUAGCAACUAUAGCAAGUUGAAGUUCCUGAUCUCCACUUCCAUUGCUGAGGGCUGCAACAACUCUGUCCUUCUCUUAGGCCCCCGUGGUUCCGGGAAAAUAUCUGUGGUGGAGCUUGUUCUUGCAGAUUUGAGUGCUGACUAUCCAGAUAUGCUCUCUGUGAUCAGAUUGAAUGGCCUGCUGCACAGUGAUGACAACUGCGGUCUUAAGGAAAUUGCAAGGCAAUUAUGCUUGGAGCAUCAGCUGCUAUUCUCAAAAAUGGCCUCAUCUGAUGAUAACUCGCAGUUCAUGUUGGACAUGCUGAGAGAAUGUGGAUUAGCUCACAAGACCCUAAUUUUUUUGCUAGAUGAGUUUGACCUCUUCGCACAGGGGAAGCAAAGGUUGCUGUACAGCCUGCUAGAUGCGAUGCAAACUCUGAGCUCACAGGCUGUUGCGAUUGGUGUUAGCUGUCGCUUGGAUGCAGACCAACUCUUAGAAAAGAGGGUGAGAUCCCGGUUCUCACAUAGGAAGCUUUUGUUCAUUCCUCUUACAACAGAAGAUCUGAAAGUGUUCUUGAACCAUGCGCUGUACUUGCCGGAAGACUCAUCUUUUUCUUCAAACUAUGUUAAAGAAUUCAACUCAAGGGUCAAAAUUAUUUUAGGUGACAAAAAGUUCAAUGAAGCUCUGAACUCAUUGUCUAAUGUUGAUGGAACCAUUGGCAACAUCCUGAGAUUUCUGUAUCAAGCUGUGUCAUAUAUGGAUUUAGCCUCUGGACUGUUAACACUGCAAAACUUCAAGAGUGCUAUUCUCUGCUUCCAGAAGCAACCAAAACUUGAUAUUGUGAAAGAUGCUUCAGUUUUGGAGCUUUAUAUUUUGGUGUGCAUGAACAGAUUAGAGACAAAAGAACAAAACACAUACAAUUUCAAUUCCAUACUAAAAGAAUAUAAGGCUAUACAUGAAGCAUAUAAGACCUCUGACCAUUAUGGUCGAACUGUCUGUUCACGAGCUUACGAACACUUGUUAGAGCAAGAGCUAAUUUGCUUUGUUGAUGGCAAGGGACGUCAUCUUUCCAAUGAAUGCCGCCCUGUGAAACUUCUUGUAUCCUUCUCUGAGCUCUGCCAUGGGCUGAAGUCUAACACCUCAUGCCCUGCUAUUCUACAGAAACUGUUAGAUCAUGAAAGUUUCAAAUAAGAGCACGUUGUCAAAUUUGCAAAUGCUAAGCUUUGAUGGCAAUUUAUAUGAUCAGUGUUGUCAGACCAGGACUAGCCACGCCAGUUUGACGAGCGAGGGAAACCAGAAACCGGGCCUCUGUAUGUACACUCUACCCUUAAAACCUGCCAACCAGUGGCCUGCUGGUUCACUCCCAGUUGCUCAGCUGCAGGCAUAGCUGAUCAAAGGCUAAUGGAGGAAUGCCCGGAAGAUCACCCGGUGAUAGAGAACCCUGAUUCAAUUUAUAAACUAGGACGGAAGGCAAUUAAAUCAUGUUUAGUUGAAACAAAAUAUCAAGCUUGAUGUGAUUAAGUUCAGGCCUGUUCUGAUAGAAGAAGCCUUCAAACUGCUUGUUUAAAGAGUGACACACUUGUACUUUGCAACAUACGGAGUAGUUACUACAACUAGUAAUAAUGUUUCAGGCUAUGACUAGUUAAUUAUAAGCUUCCAACUUAGCUUCUCUUUUCUCUAAUAGUUUCAAUGCUGUUGUUAUAAGUUUUUGGCGUUUUGUUUUGUUUUGUUUUCUAAAGUUCAUGUCCCAUUAUUAUUUUGUUG
Molecule: messenger RNA, 1930 nt
Organism: Dioscorea cayenensis subsp. rotundata (Guinea yam)
Lineage: Eukaryota; Viridiplantae; Streptophyta; Magnoliopsida; Dioscoreales; Dioscoreaceae
Product: origin of replication complex subunit 4
Exons: 17
Coding region: 47-1357 (436 amino acids)
Biological process (GO): DNA replication; DNA replication initiation
Cellular component (GO): nucleus; nuclear origin of replication recognition complex
Molecular function (GO): ATP binding; DNA replication origin binding; ATP hydrolysis activity
Source: RefSeq, a predicted model, not a curated record